GUCAAAAACGCACUUUCUGAAGAUGCAAGAUAAAUAUUUAGUGACAGUCGUAGUUUGAAGCUUCCUCUUUAUUUGACCAAUUCUUCAAUUUGAAUAGUAGAAUUGAUACAAAUCAAUUCAAGAACUUGUUUAAUCAGUUCUUCAUAAUAAACCAGCUGAAAGACUGUGGCGGUGUAUGUGUUAAAUAUAACACAAGCCGUUGUAUUUGUAACGAGAAUUUGUAACUUUUGUGACUGUAAAACAGGUAGUGAGUGAUCUGAAAUAUGAAUUCCUUUCAUGGAGGAAGGGGCAGAGGUAUGCAACUGGGUGGCAGUCAUGGUGCUGGCCGUAGUAGAGGGAUAAGCAAUGCUCGUCUAAAUACUUAUGGCGUAAAUAGUUUGGCUGGACAGGGAGGCUAUCGUAUGGUUCCACGCAGAGCAAGAGAAGCUCCUGAAUAUGAAGAUUAUUCAGGUUAUGAAGAUGAUCUGGGCUAUGCAGGUAAACGACCAAUUGAUGAGUUGGAUCCUAUGGGUGUUAAAAGACAGAGAACAUCAUCUGUACAGAUGAUGAAUAUGAUGAUACAAGAUUCCCAGAGGGAGUUGGCCAACUUAACAUUCAAUAACACAUCUCGUCAUGGUGGAGAUCACUUAAGUCAAGUAUUGAACAAACAGCAAAUGUUACUGGAGAUGCAGUCAGAGAUGAUAGCUGGAAUGGGGGAUGGUGAGGAGCCGUAUGGUAGAAUAGGUGGACGACAGAUUAAGAGCGAUUACGAUAAUCCAUACAUGAAUGUUCAAGGAGCUUCUUCCGGCAUGCAUGGUCCGAAACGGGGCAUGAUGGCAGACCACGGACGAACACCAUUAGGAAGGAUAAGAGAUGACUUAGGGAGUGGAACAAGGGCAAGAGGUCGUGGUGCAAUGGCGAUGAGCACUAUGGGCGUGGUGCCCAAAAGUUCCAUGCUUGGUAUGAGUAGGGACACCAUGGGAAGCAGGAGCAGGGGUCCUAUGAGAGGAACGGGUGGAAACUCCAUGAGUGCUAGGGGUAUGAAAAGUAGGCGUGGUAAUGAAAUAAAUCCUAUUAGAAUGAGAGGUGGUUAUCAAUCUAGAGGUCAGAUGUAUAAUAACCGUAUGGAUAAAGAAGAAUAUGACAUGUAUGAUUUCUACAAUCCUUAUCUAGAUUAUGAAUAUGGGGAAUCUUAUGGGGCUGCGACUCCGGCACCAGAGUAUUACGUCAGCAUUGAAGGCAAACUAAAUAAUUUCAUAAAGAUUUUGUUCGAGUAUGUCGAUUUAAAAGCUCCUGUUCAAGCUAUUGAAACUACAAGACAUGAUAACACAGAUUUUGUCAAAAUUCGUACUGAAUAUCUCGUCACUGAAGAUUUAGACAAGGAUCCUUAUAUUGAUGGGCAUUUGAAAAUGAAUGGUGUUGUUUUAGCUCGAAAACAAGGCUACACAAAGCAUCAGGUGAAGGAUGAAGUUUAUGCUGAGGCCAUGUACAACCUACUGACAAAGUCAGUCAGUGAAAUAUUCUCCAUUUCCAAUAAAUUGUAUAAAAAAAUGCCAGACGAAAUUAAAAGUUUAUCAAAGGAUAAAGCGAAUCCCGGCAAAAGAGAUCACAAAUUUAUUUUAUCGCGUUUGAAAGGCUUAGUUACCACACUGAGGGAAGAGUUUCCAGAAACUUAUGGUCGUGGAUCAAAAGAAAAUUUAAUUCAUGAGAUUGAUGUAGCAUGUGGUAAUUGUGAUGCAGGAAUCACUCUCGUCUUUAAGAAGAACGGUGAUUCUAUUACUUGUGAUUUAUAUGCUGAUGAUUUGAUGUUAGGAAGUGGAGAAGAGGCUGAUAAACGAGCAGCUACAAGAAAUGCUUAUCGAAACUCCAAAAGACUUUUGAUGAAUUGGAAUAAUCCUGUUGAUAGAAUUAUAAGAGAAAAUAAACGUCUGCAAGAUGUCAAAAUUAUGGAUCCAUCUAUUCUGGAUGUACAAUAUAAAGGCAGAAAUCAUGAGAGAGGAUCAAAUUUAAACCUUUUAAAGACAACUUGUGCUGAUACAUAUGCUACUGAUAUUUUAAACAAACGAGAUGUAAUAGCCUAUGAACAUGCUGAUGAACCGAGUACCAUGCCAUAUAAAGUUCUAGAAGAUACAGCUUGUUCCAACCGUAUGUUACUGGAGUUUGUAACAUAUUGUGCUAAUGAAGGUGGACCAACAAGGUGUUUGAUAUUUCUACAAGGAGACUUGAUUGCAGAUGCAAUGGGUUUCAACAGAAUUAAAGCUAAAGCUAAUGCUGCUAAUAAAGCCAUCCAUUAUUUACGUACAAACUGUACAGUUAUCCAGACCAGUGCUAGAGAUUAUACAAAUAUAACGUUAUCCUUUUCCGAGGCCAAAGAAAAGGCCCUGUUGCUAAAAGCUGAUGAACCAGAAUUAGCUAGAGAUUGGGAUCUCUCUAACUAUCCUGAACCUGUUAGUGAUGAUUCUAAACCUGAUGACCUCUCACCUUGGGUUGAUCAGGUUUUGGAAAAUAUUGUUGCAGAUUUCAGUAAAACAGAGGGUCUUGAAGAACUCAUAUUUGACAAAGAUUUUCCAAGGUUCCAUAUUCUGCGAUUGAAAGAACUGAGUAAGAAAUAUCCAAUUCAUGUGGUCAUAAAGAAAGGCGAUGAUAAGGCAGCAAGGACAAACUGUUCAGUGGUUCAAAAAUCUUUUCUCAAAAAAUCGUCUCCCAUAGAUGUAGUCAACUUGUUGAAAAAAUUAAAUAACAAAAGUGGUCGGUUUAAGUUAAUACAAUGGAAGGAUGAAAAUGGUACUAUUGUUAAAUGUUAAAAGUUUUAUAACAACUAACUAUAUUGUUGGUUGGGUUCCAUAUUUCUUGAGAUCUAUAUGACUUCCGGUCAGAAAUAAUUAGUUACUAACACCCCAAAAAAACACUUUAAUAUCUUCAAAUUAUAAAAAUUUUGCCAUUAUUCUGUUACACUCCAGGAAUUUUUUUUUCUGUUCCUUAUUGCUGUUAAAAAGAAUCCUACCAACAAUAAAUGAUUUCUUGGGGUAUAUCAUUUUAUGUUAUCCUUUUUUAUUCUUGUAUUACAUUAUAUAAUCAAUGCUCAAACAAUUACCUUGUCUGGAAAAUAAAUUGACAGAAUUCUUCCUAGUGCUGAAUAAAACAGUAUUUAGUAGUUUUUCUCCCGCUAGCAGCUCAUAUCUUUUAAAGUCUGUGUAAAUGCUUAUUAAUCUAAAUAUUUAUUGUAUGUUUGAUGAAAGAUUGUUACUUGAUGUAUCACUGAACCUCCUAUCACACACAGCAAUCAUAAAAUGAUCACAUAGAUUGUGUUCUAAACAAUUCAUUAUAUUUUAUUUACACAAUAGUUGUUUUCCCCCCAUCAAAGUCUUCAUCUUAUAAAUGGCGAAUUUAUCAGAUGUUGUAUUUUUUUUUUUUUUUUUUCAAAUGGUAAAUGUUAAAGAUUUUACUUCAAGAUGUGAAGUUGUACAUUUGUCACAAUAGUUGUUUCCCCUCCAUCAAAGUCUUCAUCUUAUAAAUGGUGAAUUUAUCAGAUGUUACAGUUUUGUAUUUUUCAAAUGGUAAAUGUUUAAGAUGUGAAGGUGUAGAUUUUCUAUAUAUGCUGAGCGAAGGUAUACUGCUAAGCUGUCAUAAAUUUCUUUGUGCAUCAUGUAAUAUAUUUCACAUUGAAUAGUUGUAUAGAUAUAGAUGAUGUACAUCUAAUUAUAAUGUGUAAUAUAAGAACAUUAUGUUAUCUUUAUAUUUGUACAUUCUUCUUCAUACUUCGUGAAUAGAUCUCUGGCCUAAAUGGCCACCAUAUUCAAACAUUAGUAUACUUUUUUGCAAUCUGAUUGAAACACAGAUCCUAUUUCGUUCCUUUUUUUUAUAGUUCAAAAUUUUGUUUUACUUGUCUUUACUACACUAGGAUCUGGAAGAGUUGCUAUAUAACCCACGUUCUGGAUGAUGUGAGGGAUUCGCCAAUGAAAUGGUGAGUUGCAAGUAACUGUGGGUAACCCACUAGAAACAUCAACGCUGAUUGGUUAAUCAAAUGUCUGACAUCAUAGGGUCAAAAACCACUCGUAUGACCUCUGACAGGACCUCCCACUACAACUGGUCAGAUCUUCAUGUAGUAGAGGCCAUAGAAAGUAUAAAAAAACUAAACGAAAUAUAGAUCUGUAUUUUAAUCAGAUUGACUGUUUUGUAAUGCGGCUCUACACCGUUUUACAUCUGUCAUACACACAAAGACUAAAUAAAAUUUGUCAAUUUUUAUACGCCCACAUGGAAAUGUGGACGUAUAUUGCCGUCGCCCCCUUCUGUCGUCCACAAUUUCUUGUAAACGCUCUGACUCCAAUAGUUAUUAUCCGAUUGUUUUAAAAUUUAUAAAUGUGGUUUACAUUAGCGAGAUGAGGAAGCCUUUUUAAUUUCAAUAAUUUCUGUUCAUUACUUCUAGAGUUAUGGCCCUUGUUUCACUUUGUUGCACUUUGUGAACACUCUAACCUCUAAAGUUAUCUGCCGAUCAGUAUGAAAUUUUUAUGUGUCAUUUAAGUUCGUAAAAAGAACAAUUGUAUUGAAUUUGAGCAAUUUCGGUUUAUUAUGUCUAGAAUUAUGGCUCCGUUUCACUUUAUUGACCCUUGUGAACGCUCUAAUGCCGAAAGUUAUCAUCAGAUCUUUGUGAAAAUUAUAUGCAUUAUUAAAAUUAGUGAAACCAUGAAGCCUUUUGAAUUUCAGCAAUUUACAAUAAUUACUUCUAGAGUAAUGGCCCUUGUUUCACUUUGUUCAACCUUGUUAAUGCUCGAUUAAUGAAAGUUAUCAUCCAAUAUGUAUGAAAUUUAUAUGCAUCCUUUAAAUUUGUGAAAUGGAGGUCUAUUGAAUUUUAGCAAUUUCUGUUAAUAAUUUCUAGAGUUAUGGCUCUUGUUUUACUUUGUGAACCUUGUGAACGUUUGAAUGACAAAAGUGACCAUCCGAUCUGUAUGAAAUUCAUAUGCAUUAUUUAAAUUAGUAAAACGAAAAAGCCGGUCAAAUUUAAACAAUUUCUGUAGACUACUUCCAGAGAGUUGAGGCCCUUGUUUCAGUUUGUAGAACCUUGUGAACCCUCAAACUACAUAAAUUAUAUUCUGAUCUGUAUGGAACUGUCUUGUAAAGGCCCCCAAUUUACUUCCAAAGGAAUAAAUAUGCGACAACACCUGUCGACCGCUCGGGACAAUUUAGCUGCUGUGGUCGUAUGUUUUGUUGCCUGGCAGCCUAUCUUAUUAAAUGGAAGCAUAAUCAAUCCUUAACAAAAUUCUCCAAGUAUACUUCGUGUUUUCGACUAAAAUCGUUGAUUCAGGACUUAAAAAUGUUGGUCAACUAGUUUAGUGUCUGUUCUCAAGCCGAGCUAUACUAACUGUAGACAGUCUAAAUUUGGUAUGGUAUUUGGAUAGACAGAGAUGAUGUAGAUCUAUUUAUAAUGUUUAAUAUCAGAACAUCAUGUUAUCGUUAAAUUUGUUUUGUAAAUUAUAAGUGUAAUUUGCCUGCUUCAAAAGCCAAAUAAAACAUGAAUGAUAAAUUUUGUUUUUUAUAUGAACUAUUGUAAAUAUUCACAAAUAUGACAAAUACGGGUUCAAACUACAUGUAAACCCUAGAUUGUUGUCUCAGUGAGGAAGUGUUUAUUCAGUCUGAUCUGACAAAUAUAACAAGGUCCCGUUAUAUUGGCAUGCACGUAAAUGAACCCUUGAGAUUGGGAAAUUUAGUCAAUAUCCUGGCUUUUGACUGUCAUUGCUGGGAGCAAAUUCUUGUGAACCAGAGGAUCAGAAAUGGGAGUCACUGGGACAGAAUUUUGAGAUCUGCCUGUUUUGUGCGAGUUAACAGAAAAUUUGUAGUCUGUUGCCUCACGCACUAGUGGUACUACUAACUGGGCGGUUGACUAUAACCAUGAAUAUAAUAGAUGAUAUGUAAUUAAGAUUUUAAUCUUUUGGGACUGGUCCUAAAUUUCCUGGCAAUGGCAUUUGAGUUCAUCGAUGGGAGCAAAUUCUUGUGAACGAGAGGAUAAAAAAUAGGACCGAAUCUGGAGGCCUACGUUUUAAUUCCGUCUGUUUUGUGAGACUAACUUGCCUGUUUUGUGAGAGUUGACAGAAUAUUGACACCCCACUCACUAGUGCUAAGUACUACUAACUGGGUGAUUGACAAUGAAUAUAGAUUUGUAUCCAGGAUUUUCCAAAAUCAUUCAUGCUCAUCUAAUAUUGAUUUGACAUGAAAAGAACAAUUUAAUGGCCAUCUUUCAUAUCAAUUUCCCUUAUUUAUGAUUACCAGUUUGUAGGUUCAAUUCAUUUGUCACCAAAUUAUUUCUUCAACUGAUCAUAAAUUAUGGUCUGUCAAGUGGCAUGGUUUCAAUCCCACACUUGUAGGUGACAAGUGCCCGUUUCCCUCUGAUUUAGGUCAAAAUAAAGUGUUGAUCUGAUGUAAGUGUUGUUAUGAUUAAUAAAUCUUCAAUUUUGCAUUUU
This is a messenger RNA of Patella vulgata (common limpet), 6434 nucleotides long. RefSeq lists its product as uncharacterized. The record is from RefSeq and is a predicted model, not a curated record. The coding region runs from base 264 to 2783 and encodes 839 amino acids. The transcript has 8 exons. NCBI's taxonomy places the organism in Eukaryota, Metazoa, Mollusca, Gastropoda, Patellidae.